This is a messenger RNA of Myotis myotis, 1092 nucleotides long. It is a transcript of the gene MOGAT2, whose product is annotated as monoacylglycerol O-acyltransferase 2. Lineage: Eukaryota; Metazoa; Chordata; Mammalia; Chiroptera; Vespertilionidae. Gene Ontology annotation, biological process: triglyceride biosynthetic process; diacylglycerol biosynthetic process. The transcript is spliced from 6 exons. Gene Ontology annotation, cellular component: endoplasmic reticulum membrane. Gene Ontology annotation, molecular function: diacylglycerol O-acyltransferase activity; 2-acylglycerol O-acyltransferase activity. The record is from RefSeq and is a predicted model, not a curated record. Bases 34 to 1038 code for a protein of 334 amino acids.
UCAGAAGCCUCCAGAGCCCACAGAGGAACCAGCAUGGUGGAGUUUGCGCCCUGGUCCGUGCCAUGGGAGCGCAGGCUGCAGACCCUCUCGGUCCUACAGUGGGUCUUCUGCUUCUUGGCCUUGGCUCAGACCUGCAUUAUAGUCUUCAUAGGCCUCCUGUUCACCAGAUUCUGGUUCGUAAGUGUCCUGUAUGCAACUUGGUGGUACCUGGACCGAGACACGCCAUGGAAGGGCGGCAGGCGCGCCCAGGUCCUAAGACGCAGCGUCGUAUGGAAGUACAUGAAGGACUAUUUCCCCAUCUCGCUGGUCAAGACUGCUGAGCUGGACCCCUCCCGGAACUACCUGGCGGCCAUCCACCCCCACGGGGUCCUGGCUGCCGGGAUCUUUGUCAACAUGUGCACCGAGAGCACUGGCUUCUCCCAGCUCUUCCCCGGCAUCCGCCCUCACCUGAUGAUGCUGAACCUGUGGUUCCGGGCCCCCUUCUUCCGGGAUUACCUCAUGUGUGGGGGGCUGGUGACAUCAGACAAGGAGUGUGCUGCUCACAUUCUGAACAGGAAGGGCGGGGGCAACCUGCUGGGCAUCAUUAUCGGGGGUGCCCAGGAGGCCCUGAACGCCAGGCCCGGGGCCUACAAGCUGCUGCUGCGGAACCGCAAGGGCUUUGUCAGGCUGGCCCUGAUGCACGGGGUGCCUCUGGUGCCCGUCUUCUCCUUUGGGGAGAACGAACUCUUUGACCAAGUUGAGAACUUGCCUGGCUCCUGGUUGCGCUGGAUCCAGAACCGGCUGCAGAAGAUCAUGGGUAUUUCCCUCCCGAUCUUCCACGGCCGUGGCGUCUUCCAGUACAGCUUCGGCCUUUUACCCUACCGCCGGCCCAUCACCACCGUGGUGGGGAAGCCCAUCGAGGUGCAGCAGAGACCACAGCCCUCGCAGGAGGAGGUGGACCAACUGCACCAGCGCUACAUCGACGAGCUGUGCAGCCUCUUCGAAGCCCACAAGCUCAAGUACAACGUCCCGGAGGACCAGCACUUGGAGUUCUGCUGAGCGCCUCCCCAGAGGAAGGGGCUGCCCCAAAGGGCAGGGCUGGCAUGAGGGAGC